AAACUUUAUUCAGAAAAGAGUGGAAAUUUAUGAAGUGAUAUUACUUAUAAAGUGGAAUUAGAUGAGUUAAAGUAUGCUUAUUUCUGCGCUAGAAUCAGUUAUAUACCGAUUUGUUAUUCAUAUUUACUCUUUAUGAUAUCCUAAUUGUAACAUGUAGGUAAAUUACUUUACCUGUAAUUUAAAUGGAUAAAUGUUGUUAUGGUGAGCAUGCGCGUUCCAUACAUCUCACAUUUUUUAACUCUGUAAUUUCACUAUCUGCGACAAUAUGAACAUGGAAUACAGCAAAUAUUGGGCGACAGUUAUACGUUAAAUUAGAGUUCUUAUUACACGUAUUAAAAACCAUACGACUAAAAUGACUGCAAUCAAGGCUACAGAAACAUCAAAAAUAGGAGUGCAAGUUCAGUCGAUCAAGAAUUUACAAACCAUAUUUUUGAUCUGCGUUGGAGUUAUAUGUGUGUUUAUACUAACAGGAAUACAAAGCGGCAUACAACAGCCAAUUGUUGAUCACUCUUUCACAAAAAAUAGUAAUUUGUACGUCACAUCCAAUGAUGAGGGAACAUCAGAAGUAGUAAGGGAGCGACGCGACGACUUGUUCUUGGAGUACAUGAAUGCAAUUGGAACACUUGAGAGAAUGCAGAUAAAUAAAAAAACCAAGCGUUUACCGGAUAUAAUUGGUAUUGGCGCAGAGAAAUGCGGAACGGAGGCUCUUAGGCAAUUAUUAUCAAGUCAUCCGUUGAUAAAAUCACCAGACAAGGAAUCAAAUUUUUUUGGAGGUCAUAAUUAUGAUUUAGGACCGGAUUAUUACAGAGAUCUCAUGCCAAAAGUAUCUCCAUACGAAUUAAUCUUUGAAAAGACUUCAGAAUAUUUUGUUCAAGGCGUAUGGACACCGUAUCAUAUGCAUAAAAUCCUGCCAGAUGCCAAACUCAUUUUGGUUCUAUGCGAUCCUGCAAACAGAACAUAUUCAGAUUAUGUACAAGAGAUUAGCAAUGGUAAAGUGGAGAGUACGACAAGUUUCGAUGAGCUUAUGGGAAAUCUCCUAACUUCGUAUUUGUCAAGUUUGAAUUAUCAAAAAGACGACGAUGAUAAUCAGAUCCAAUACAUUUCCAAAAUUAGAAAGAAACAUCCUGCUUCGGAUAUUCUAACCACGGGAAUGUAUUACUAUCAUUUAUUAAAGUGGUACAAGUACUACAACACGAGUGAAAUUCAUAUUGUGGAUGGCGAAGAACUGAUGCACAAUCCAGCAAAAGUAGUCAAAGAGCUCCAGGCAUUUCUUGGUAUUCCGGAGUUCUUAUUACCAGAUGAUAUAACUCAGGGCCCAGAUGGAUUUUACUGCUUCUCUCCGCCGUUUGUUGUUAAUAUUCAAGGCAAAUUGAGAGUCAAUACAACCAAGCCAAAGUGCUUAGACAGGGAUACUAAAGAGGUGGCAGCAAAUACCAAUCACGGCACACCAUAUCUCGAAGCUAUGAAAAAAAUUAAACGAUUUUAUUUACCAUUCAACCAGAAACUUUUUGAGUUAUUGGGUAAAAAAUUUCAUUGGUAGAAAGUUGUAUAACUAUCUACGAGAAAGUUUUGCAUCCCGCCCCGAUAUGUUGCUCAGUCAAAUAAAUUAAAUUAUUUUUAAUACGGAGUGUUUCAAAAGUCCUGGAUCACGCUUUGUCGAAUUCUAUGGAGAUCCAUCAACACAACGAAAGUAACAAGCAAUUGCUCCGUGGUAAUCCAACCACUUUUUAAUUACAUGUAAUCAGUGGCGUGUCAAACUUUUCUGCUGCCCGGGGCGAGUUUCUGAUAAUGCUGCCCCUUAUACCUUACACCAAAAAUAAUUCAUGGUACAAACAAAUUAUAGAUGCUGUUAUACGUGGGAAUACAUAUAUUAAAGGUCAAGUGUAAGUAAAAUGUUUCUAAUAUUAUUAUUUAAUUCACCAAACUCACCCCUAUGACGUUCUGCCCGCGGCGGCCGCCCUUUGGCCCCCUCUAGACACGCCACCACAUGUAAUCAUAUGUUAUUUGCAGGAGAUCGUACCGUUUAAGAAGUUUGAGAUAUAAACAUUGAUAAAGUAUUACCAUGCCCUGCUUGGUAACCGGACGAGGGUCCAAUAUCCGUCUGAUCGGUUUACCAGAGAAGAAUAUAUAUAUAUAUAUAUAUGUAAGAAUAAACGUAUGUCCAGUUUUAUAUUAAACCUGGACUUUUCUUGACAAAUGAGUGUAUUAUUAAUUAUAUAUUCACUUUUUGUGUGAACUAUUUACCUCAUUAGCGAUUAUUCAAUCCAUUCAAAUACUCAGCGAUGUGGCGCGUCGUGCUAAGCGUCAGGAAUACACUUGCCAUCGAACCUCUUAUUACCGUGUUCGCAUCCUGUGGUGAUAAUUAUGCGCGUAAGGAUUGCUGGUCUUCUCGCCGUCGCAGGGUGAUUCACGUAAUCGCCUGUCGGUGAUGGCUUCCCAACAAUCUAUAGAUUCUCUAAGUUCAUCUGAAAAUAAAUACCUUGCUAACUAAUCCCACACCCAUAAUGAACUGGUAACCGGGCGAGAGUCCCUGGUGCGUCAUGUAUUCAAACCGUCUAUUCCGCUUUUUCCCCGCAGGAUAAUAUGUAAAUCCUACCCCACCCUUUAACAGCUAUACACUGUCGAUGGUUUUGCACGAAAGGCCUAUUUUAAAGGCCUGUGAGUUUAUAUUGAGUCAAAUCGAAUGGGUAACUGACUCCAGUGGAGUCAUAUGUGUAUGCGAGAUAAAUAUUCUUAAACUAUAUGCGAUCUAAUAAUUGAAUAUAGUUUGGAAUGUUGGAAUCUGCUGUAUUUAUUGGCACACUGUUAUAAUUACAUAUGUUAUGUAUGCAUGAAAUUGUUCAUUGCACAAAAUUUCUAGUUGGUUAUUUUUUUAAUAAAAAAAAAAUGAGCGAAUUCUUUAAAACGUUUCUUUUCAUUUUACUAAUAUGUGACCUCAACAAUGUUAUUUCGACAGAAUAAAAGUGAAUACAGCAAUAAUGGUAUUAUUCGUAGAUUCAUGAAGCCUUAUGUUUAUGUUACAGCGACUAUUAUUUUUCAAACUAUUAAAAAGUACAUUGCAUCCCGGACAUCAUUUGCCUUAGUAACCUACAUUUAUAGGAUCCAUGUAGAUUAACAAAGAAGGAUACGAAGAGUGUUAUCAUGCGCAUCAAAACUGAAAAUUGGAUAUCUGAUCACCCGUAUGCACUCUCUAAUACUGCUAUUUACUGUUGCAAUUCAGCCGUCCUGUAAACAGUAGUCGAUUUACGCAGUGGCAGCAACAAUUAUCGGAUUCUUAAACAUUA
Molecule: messenger RNA, 3284 nt
Organism: Styela clava
Lineage: Eukaryota; Metazoa; Chordata; Ascidiacea; Stolidobranchia; Styelidae
Product: heparan sulfate glucosamine 3-O-sulfotransferase 1-like
Molecular function (GO): sulfotransferase activity
Source: RefSeq, a predicted model, not a curated record